Impatiens glandulifera is the source of this 2091-nucleotide messenger RNA. Its product is annotated as protein-tyrosine sulfotransferase-like. The transcript has 12 exons. Gene Ontology annotation, molecular function: heparan sulfate 6-sulfotransferase activity. Bases 430 to 1881 code for a protein of 483 amino acids. Gene Ontology annotation, cellular component: membrane. Lineage: Eukaryota; Viridiplantae; Streptophyta; Magnoliopsida; Ericales; Balsaminaceae. The record is from RefSeq and is a predicted model, not a curated record.
GGAUCUCUCUUCAAUAAAAAUGAGAUUUUUUGUCCAAACACAGAAGACAUGCAUAAGAAAUUGAGUCCCUAAAUUCUCGAAGAAGCUGGCGGGCACUUUCACACAGCUUUCCUCUCAUCCCAUCGCCGUCGGGAGUAGUCGAAGAAGAAGACCAAUCAAUACGGAAACUAAUUUCCUGCUAAAUUUCCUUUCACAGUCACUACUACACAUCAACGGAAGAAGAGCGACACCAAUUUAAGGUUAUCUUUUGGGUAAAUUAAGGUUUCUUUCUUGUCGCAUUUUGGUUAGUGAAGAACAAAAGAAGAGGACCAGAGAGAGGGGAAAAGACUUGGAAGAAUCUGGCGGCUUUGAUCCCAAACAAGGAUUCAUUGAUUGAAUUUAUUAGCACGAUAUCCCGAUUACAUUAACAGUUUCUACGGUUCGAGCUCGAUGGAUCACGUUCGGCUGCUUGUGGUGUUUCUGUUUCUUGGACAUGCUUUUAUAAUGAUCAAUGCUUAUCAAGGCAAAGAUGUUUAUGAAAAUUGCCGAAGCACUGUGAAGAAGUGGGCAGCUGCUUCUGCUGAUUUCGAAGAGAAAGAAAACAAACAUAUUUUGCAUGAUCUACUAUUUUUCCUUCACAUACCUAGAACAGGGGGAAGGACAUACUUCCAUUGUUUCUUGAGAAAUUUGUAUCCUACCUCUGCGAAGUGUCCUCUUUCUUAUGAUAAGUUGCGUUUUGACCCAAGAAAAACAGAUUGCAGGUUGCUUGUUACUCACAAUGACUACAGCAUGAUGUCCAAACUCCCCCAGCAAAGAACUUCAGUAGUCACAAUACUUAGGAAUCCAAUUGAUCGUAUCUUUAGCACUUAUGAGUUUUCUGUAGAGGUAGCUGCUAGAUAUUUGGAUCACCCUAACCUAACAUCUGCUACAAGAAUGGAUGGACGUAUAAGAAAGAGUAAGUCAGUCAAUACAUUGGAUAUUUGGCCAUGGAAGUACUUGGUUCCCUGGAUGAGAGCGGACCUAUUUUCUCGGCGAGAUGCUAGGGAGCAAAGUUUACCACCAUACUCUAGAGGAAGUGAUCCUUACAAUAUGGAAGACAUUGUAAUACCGCUGCAUGAAUAUAUUAAUGAUCCUAUUGCUCGGGACAUCAUCCACAAUGGAGCUACCUUCCAGAUUGCAGGAGUGACAAACAAUUCGUAUCUGGAUGAAUCGCAUAAAGUGCGACAAUGUGUUUUGAGACAUGAAACUCUUGGCAAAUAUGUGCUUGAAGUUGCAAAGAAUAGAUUGAAGAAUAUGUUGUAUGUUGGGAUUACUGAAGACCACAAAGAGUCUGCAACAAUGUUUGCAAAUGUGGUUGGUGCACAAGUGAUAUUUCAGUCAUUGACAUCUAAUCGUUCAGAUCCUGCAAAUUACAAUAAAUCAGAUUCUGUCUCAGAUACUAGCCAUCUUGUUGUUGGACAGAACACCAGUAUCAACCCUGUUAAUAAUAGUGAGGCAACCUAUGAAAAUAUGAGUGUUGAAAAACUUAUUGGAUCUUAUGAGUCAUGUAGUUCUAACUUACGAAAAACUCAAUCAGGACGACGAAGUUCUUCUUUUAAGAGACUCUCUCCCGCAAACUUUACCAAGGAGGCACGACUUGGGGUUCCUGAUUCAAUUAUCCAGGAGAUUAAAUCACUUAACAAGCUAGAUAUGGAGCUUUACGAGUAUGCUCGCAACAUAUUCUCAGACCAACACAAAAAAUUUGAGCAGUUAGUUGUGGCUGAGGAGAGGAAAAAGAGCACGUGGGUUUAUUAUCCUUACGAUGGGAAGAACAUACUGUGGUUAUGUGCGUCUAUUGUCGUGGUGAUGUUUUUAUUUGUAAGCGCGAGAAGAAGAAGAAUGCUGCUGAAACUAAAAAUAUGAUGAGACUGACAUUAUUAGAGCAUGUAAAGGGGAAGUAAGUUCAAUACAGAAACACUAUCAAAUUGAGAGAAUUGCCAUUUUCCAUUUGCCAUUGCCAUCACCUUCAUUAAUUAGUAAAUGACAAUAUUUUCAAAUAAUAGUAACAAUAAUAAUAAUUAGCACUUUAGACCAGUUAAAUUUUUAUUUGGUUGGUGGAUUUCAUUAUUUAGA